AUGGAAUUCUCGCGGAGGAAAUCUCCCUCGGGAGACGAUCCAACGGAAAGAGGAGCGUGUUUGAGUAAACCGGCGACGCCGGCCAGCAACGACGGACGAGACAACGAAAAUAGCGAUUUGAUUGUGUACCAAAACGAUAUCUUGCGCGCCGGUGACGACCGAUGCGCGUAUAAAGUGCUCGGCAGUUUAGGAAGCGGGACGUUUGGACAAGUUUUGCGGGUACAGAAAGUGACUCAGAACGACUCACACGAAAGAAAUAACAACGACGACAGCAACGCGGACAAAGAGAAUGGGAAUAAAGUCUCGGCGUUGAAAAUAAUCAAGAACCAUCCGGCGUAUUUCCACCAGGCGCACGUGGAGAUUGGUAUUCUCCACAUGCUAAACACGAGGUGCGACCCAACCGGGGAGAAGAAAAUCGUAAAACUUUUGGACCAGUUUGUCUGUCACAACCACUUGUGUUUAGUUUUCGAAUUGUUGGACAUCAACUUGUACGAAUUUUUACGGAAGAACAAAUUCAGAGGGGUCUCGUUGCGAGUGCUGAGAGAGCUCAUGGUGCAACUGUUGAACGCUUUGGACGUGUUGAGAGAGGCGAACGUGAUUCAUUGCGACAUAAAACCAGAGAACAUUCUGUUGAAGUCGUUGUCGUCCACGGAGGUGAAAUUGGUCGAUUUCGGUUCCGCCUGCUUUCAAAAUAGAACGGUGUAUCAAUACAUCCAGUCGAGAUUUUAUCGGAGUCCAGAGGUUUUAUUAGGAACACCAUACGGGAUGCCGAUCGAUAUGUGGAGUUUAGGUUGCGUAGCGGCGGAAAUGUUUCUAGGAUUGCCGAUUUUACCAGGCGCGAGCGAGUUUGAUUUGUUGAACCGAAUGUGCGAAACGAUUGAACCGCCGCCGGAUUCGAUGUUGCACAAAGCGAGACAUCGGCACAAAUAUUUCGUACGAGAGAAUAACGGUAACACUAGUAACAACAACAACAACAACAACAGUAGCAGCAGCUUUUCAGAUAUGAAUCUAAACUCGGAAUCUGAUUCGGACAUGAUGAAGAAUAAAAACAACAUGGACGCCAAUGGAAACGGAGAGUCGAACUAUCGUUUGUUGAACUUACAACAAUACGAAGAACGUUCGGGGAAACGAGCCGCCGUAGGGAAGAGAUACUUCCACCAAAAGAAACUAGCUGAUAUUAUUUUUGGAGCACCGUAUAAGGAUCUCGGCGUGGAUGGUCCCGGAUCGAGAGAACGAGAAAACGCCAUCGAGGAACAAAGGCUCAUGCGCGCGUCGUUUUUAGAUUUCUUAUUCGGGAUGUUGACGCUCGAUCCAACUUCACGUUGGACGCCAAAACAAGCGCUGUUACACCCGUACAUAACCGGCGAGCCGUUCGAUGCGAAGAAUCCGUUUAAACCACCGUCGUGUAUGGAAACUACAUCGGAAGAAACGAGAAAAGAACAUCAACGGAGCGCGGCGAAAAUGGCGGCUGCGGUUUCGGAGAGCGCAAAGAGAGAAGUUACCGCGGCGAAGAAACCGAAGCAAACCGUCCAAACGCCGUUUCCAGAUUUCGUACCACCGCCUUUGGAGCAACAACCGGUUCCCGCCGGCAUUGCUGCGAAUGCAGCCGCUGUUAUUGCCGAGGUACCAGCAGCAGUUUCGGCGCAACAGCAACAACCGGUUGUCGGCGGUUUAGCCGCGGCGUUCGCUUCAGCUUCGGCAACCGCUACUUCUGUUGGAAAUACAAACUUUCUGCAAGCUCAACAAAUGCAAACAGCAGCAGCUGCAAACGCAGCCAUGGUGUCUCAAGCCUCCCCUGGUCAAACGCAAUCUGUUUUUGGCGUCGGAAGCUUUGGACAAAGUCCAGGCGGAACCCAGUUUUUGGGAAACCAUUUCGUCGGUUCUCCUCACGCCAUGAACUCCGCCGCGCUACAUCCGUUACACUUUGGACAAUCGCCACCGACUUCGCAAAUGCAGAACUUGUCCAUGCAACGACAGCACGCAGUUGCGGCGAAAGCAGCCGCGGCCGUUCAGCUUCCAGUCGUGUACGCUAGUCCUUUAGGUCCCGGUCGAGGGACGCUGGGAGGCGAGGCUUCCGCGGGCGGAAUGAACACCGCGUCGGAGGCGGCUCGAGCGGCGACCGCGGCACAAAACGCCUUGAACGUAGGAAAUAACAACUUGAUUCGUAACAACUUUGGCAUUAGCGGACAGUACAAAAUGCAACAAAGCGGCGAAAACUCGAGCGGCGGAAGCUCCUCUUCGACGUUUUCGGGCUUACCUCAAUCCAUGCCGAGACAAUCCGCCUCGGGUGGUUUCGGUGGGUCUGGUAACGCCGGUUGGUGGGGACCAGGUGUCGUUAGCGGCAACUCAGCGAGCAUAAGCAACAAAGAAAAAGGUGCAUUCUCGCCCAUGAGUCGCGUUUCUGGAUUCGCGUCCCCAUCAGGCGGUUCUGGUUUGAAAACUGUUAGAGAAGGCGGGGAGUACGUUCCAAACACUUCGCCUCCGCCUCAAAUGAACAAAGAAAUUGAUAUGGACGCGAACUGGGACCCUACGCUUUCAGAACCGUUGGAAGAUCAGCACCAACAGAACAAUAGUCAAACGACGACGACGGAUUUGUACAAGUACGCCUCGAGCGCUCCGACAGGCGGUUCGUUCAUGCAAGAGAAGAAGCGCAAAAGCGAUCGAUAA
This is a messenger RNA of Bathycoccus prasinos, 2667 nucleotides long. RefSeq lists its product with no specific name. The coding region runs from base 1 to 2667 and encodes 888 amino acids. The record is from RefSeq and is a predicted model, not a curated record. Gene Ontology annotation, molecular function: protein serine/threonine kinase activity; ATP binding; protein tyrosine kinase activity. Gene Ontology annotation, biological process: peptidyl-threonine phosphorylation; peptidyl-serine phosphorylation. The transcript has a single exon. NCBI's taxonomy places the organism in Eukaryota, Viridiplantae, Chlorophyta, Mamiellophyceae, Mamiellales, Bathycoccaceae. Gene Ontology annotation, cellular component: cytoplasm.